This is a messenger RNA of Candoia aspera, 2546 nucleotides long. RefSeq names its product phosphatidylinositol glycan anchor biosynthesis class X (gene PIGX). Gene Ontology annotation, cellular component: endoplasmic reticulum membrane. NCBI's taxonomy places the organism in Eukaryota, Metazoa, Chordata, Lepidosauria, Squamata, Candoiidae. Bases 55 to 795 code for a protein of 246 amino acids. The transcript is spliced from 6 exons. Gene Ontology annotation, biological process: GPI anchor biosynthetic process. The record is from RefSeq and is a predicted model, not a curated record.
AUGUGAUUUAUUUUUUCUUGCAGGUUUGAUUUGAAAUGUACCAAUAGAAAAAGAAUGUGCUCCUCCAGCUGGGUUAUUCUUUCUUUUCUGAAAUUUUUUAGCCUAUAUAUAAUGCCAGAAUUUGUAUAUGCACAGAACACAUGUCCUGAGGUCACACAACAGCUUUUGAAAGAUGGCUUUCAUAGAGAUCUCUUGAUUAGGGUAGAUUUUGAUAUAGCUGAUGAAGGUCUUGAAAGUUGCAGGCUGGCAAUUAAAGUAUAUCUUCCAAGAGGAUUAUAUGUGGAUCCCUAUGAAUUGAAAACUUUACAACAGCAUAAUCUCACUGAGGCACUGGUGAUGGCGGAUGAAGUAGAUUUGGAAGUUCCUGAGUAUUUAGCAACUAAUGCUUCUGUCCUUAUUUACAUGAGACCUGAUCCUAAGUGCAUUACCUGUUUUACAGCAUUGUUACCACUGCACUGCCGGUAUUACCGGCCCUCAGAAAGUAAUGGAAAAAUCCCUGUUGUCUUGCAGAGUCCAGAAAUAUUGAUCCAUUGCCAAAAAUCCUUUUUUUCAGCAAACUGUUUGAAAGAAACUGAAAUAGCAACUCUGUGUUCCCAGAAUAACCUAGAUGUAUGCUAUUGGAACACCAUGAAAUAUCAAAUUGUAAGUAAAGAAUUGGAACUGCAGGUACCAGUUGGACUCAAAGAUCACCUUGCCUUGGUGUGUGCAGUAACACUUAUUACCACAGGACUUUGUUCCAGUUUUAUCCUUUCAGCUUUAUGCAAAUAUGGGCACUUCGUUCACUGCUCAAUGUGAAAUUAAACAAGCUUUUAUUUCUGAAAUCAUGGAAAAGCUGUUGAAUUGUCCAGACAAACUAGAGAUAAGAACAGAAGAGCAAGCUUGAUUAUGUACCAAAAGCUGGUGUUGACUCUUAGUGGCCACAUAGCUAUACCUUUUCCAGAAUGAGCUGUUCCCAACCUGGCCUUUCGGGUCUUCCAAUAGUGCACUCAUCACUACAGGUAGUCCUCAGCUUAUGACAAUUGAGACCAGAACUUCCAUUGCUAAGCAAGGCAGUCAUUAACUGAGUCAUGCCCAAGUUUAUGACCUGUUUUGCUGUGGUCGUUAAGCGAAUCACCACAGCUGUUAGUGAAUCGUGAUCAUUAAGCAGAUUUGGCUUCCCCCAUUGACUAUGCUUGUCGGAAGCUGGCUGGGAAGGUCGCAAAUGGUGAUCAUGUGACCCCAGGAUACUGCAACCAUCAUAAACACGUGCCAGUUGCCAAGCACCUGAAUUUUGAUCACGUGACCGCAGGGAUGCUGCAAUGGCCGUAAGUCACUUUUUUCAGUGCCAUCGUAACUUUGAACGGUUGCUAAACGAAUGGUCAUAAGUCAAGAACUACCUGUAUUGUAAUCAAGUCCAUCUUGCUGCUGAUCGUCUUCUCCUCAUUCCUUCCACCUUUCCCAACUUUAUGGACUUCUCAAGGAAGUUGGGACUUCAGAUAAUGUGACCAAAAUAUAUUUUGAGCCUGGUCAUUUGAGUCUGGAGUAAGAACACUGGGUUGAUUUGUUCUAUGAUCUAUUCAUUUGUUUUCUUGGCUAUCCUUGAUAUUUUCAAGAAUCUUUUCCAACACUAAUGUUCAAAAGUCUUUUUAUCCUGCUUCUUCAGAGUCCAACUUUUGCUUCCAUAGUGUGUCACAGGGAACUGUUUGCAGAGUUCUGAUCUUUGUGAGUAUAGACACAGUCAUCUAAAUAUCUGUUCUAAGUACUAAGAACAUGCUGGAUGUAAACCAUAGCUCUGAAAAUGCAAGGAAAUAGAAAAUUGCUUUAUUGAUGGAAACACUGAGCAGUUUCAAAUGUUCUUUAUUUUUCUGUUCAUAUCACUAGAGAUACUGCUAACAUGUGCUGUUAUAAUUAUAGAAAAUACUGAAUAUUUAUAAAUUUCUAUCUGGAAGACUAAAUGUCUUCAAAUGUUAUUUCAUGUAAUUUGAUUGCUUUUCACCUGUAUUAGAUUUUCUAAAAUAGUCCACUGUCUCUUUGUCCUCUGUAAAACAUUACAAAAAAACCUUGUCAUGUGUAUCUUUCACCACUGGAUAACAAAUUGCUUUAACAUUGGUUCUUUUGUUCUCUCUACAAAGUGCUAUGUGAUAACUGAGGCAUUGCUACAGCCACUACUUCAAGUUCCAUUUGAGCAGUGUUCUGCAUCUGUUGGGGCGGGGGGAAGGGAGCCUUUAAAGAAAACAGUCAGAGGGGUUUUUUUGUCACUGAAUUAGCCACAUAUGAACAGUUGAAGCAUAUAUGAAACAUCAGCUGUAAACCUAUUUAUAUUAUCCGUGGAUCUUUUAGUGUGUCAAUUUUAGGAUUUUAUUGGCUGAAAUUUACUGGAAAUAAAUACAACAUCCUGCACUUAAUGGCAAAUGAAUCUCUAACUGUAAGUAUACAAUUACAAAGAACAUUUUGGGAAAGUGUUGGGAACGUCCAAUAAGCCUAGAUAGCAGAACUUAGUUGCAGUUCUUUGUAUUGUGGUUUUAUUGUGAUGCAAGAAGCAAUAAAGAAGUUGAAAAUGAUAAUGU